GCUAGGAGGCCCCCAGCCUAGCGCUUAGCAAAAGUGCAUUCCCUGCGCUGAGGAUCCUGGACUGAAGAGGCCAAAUUGUAGUUUUUCUCCCACCCCUUAGAGGCUUCCUGACCUCAAUCCAAUCACCAUGACAUCUCCCCUUUGCUGGGCAGCCGGGACCAACGGCGUGACUAGCCAGGAGCCAGUUUCAGCGCCCUCUUCCAAAGCCAAAGGCAGUAAGGCUCAGGGGAACCGCCGUGCCCGAGGCAAGGUUUUAGGCCGGGCGCAGGCCUGGCCUGCACACCGUCUCAAGUCGGCAACCUCCUACCAUUUGAUGAAGUCUUCUGUGCACGCACAGGUGCUUGAGUUACAAAGGAAAAUCCAACUGUUAGAGGGUGACCGGAAGGCCUUUUAUGAGAGCUCCGAAUGGAACAUAAAGAAGAACCAAGACACCAUCACCCAGCUCCAGGAGGAGACCAAGGCUCUCCACAUGCAGCUAAAGGACCUGCUGCAGGGGGAUUCUAAAGUGAUCCGAGCGAUCCUUCAGGAAUGGAGGUCAGAGAAGCCGUACCUGAAGAACAGGACCUGUGAGCAGGCCCUGGAGCACCUGGAGCACCAGCUUAGGGAGAAGGUGAACCAUAUGAAUGCCUUGCGGCACCAGGUAACACUGCGGCAGAAGCGGCUGGAGGAGCUGCGGCUGCACCACAGCCUGUGCCAGCUAGAGACGACAGAGGUGCAAGACAGCAACACCGAGGCUGCCAAGACCAUGCGCAACCUGGAGAACCGGCUGGAGAAGGCCCGGAUGAAGGCAGAGGAAGCAGAGCACAUCACCAGUGUGUACCUGCAGCUCAAGUCUUACCUCCAGGAGGAAAGUCUCAACUUGGAGAACAGGCUGGACUCCAUGGAGGCUGAGGUGGUGAAGACCAAACGUGAGGUGGAAGAGCUGAAAGUGUUGAACCAAGAGGCCCUGAAUGCCCGGGACCUUGCCAAGAACCAGCUGCAGUACCUGGAGGAGACUGUGAUCCGAGACCGCAAGAAGCGUGAAUACUACAUAACUGACUGCAAGAAGCGGGCUGAAGAGAAGAAACUUCAGACCGAGCGCAUGGAACGCAAGACCCACCGGGAUCACAUCCUGCUGCAGUCAGAGGAUACGAUCCAGGACUACCAGCGCCACAAGGAGGAGGAGCUCAAGGAGCGCUGGAGCAUGUACCAGAUGGAAGUAAUGUUCGGCAAGGUCAAGGAUGCCACCGGAGCGGCCGAAUCUCAUGCGGUGGUCCGAAGGUUUCUGGCCCAGGAUGAGACCUUCAUGCAGUUGGAGACUCUCAAGAAGGACAAUGAGCAGAUGCUGUUGAAAUUGAAGGAGGAGAAGCAGCGGCUGCAGGCAGAGCUGGAGACCCUCAAGUACUCAGGAGACGCCAUGCUCAUUAGCCAGCAGAGGCUCCGGGAUAAAAUGCAGGAGACACUCAAGACGGAGGAACAGCGGCACAGCAGCAUCCAGGAGAAACUGGAUCGCACCCUGCAAACCAUCCAGGUGGCCAAAGAUGGCCUGGAGCAUCUAGCCAACAAACUGAGCCAUGUGAAAGUGGAUGAGAACGUUUUGGCAGGAAAGACAUUAGACCCCGACACAGAUGACUACGUGUCCAAUCUGCUGGUGGUGGUUCAGGAAAAGCUCCUCAAACUGCAGGGGCAACUGGAGAGCCAUAACGUGCCAGAGAUGCUGCGACACAUAGAAGACAGAGAGUUCCUGACCACGUUGGAAGGAAAACUGCCCCUGUACAACACUCGCAUCCUUCUGCCUGUUGCCAGUGUCAAGGACAAGUUCUUUGACGAAGAGGAAAGCGAGGAGGAUGAUCAUGAACUGGUGACCCGUGCUGUCUUCAAGCUCCGUUCCCAGAAGUUAAUCGAAGCCCGCGGCAAGAAACGCAAUAGGUCGCGCAGAUCCUAGACUCAGCCAAGUCCCCUGGGAUGCCUCUGGGACUCCAGGGAGCCCUCCAACCCUCUGGGUCCACCCGCAAGUGUGUGUUAGAGGGAGCCCCCCAUCCCCGCAGGCCUCCUCAAGAGCGGGAGGAGGCUCAAGCAGGGAGCACCACAGACCAGCAGCGCUGGCUCGCAGGAGAGGAAAGGCCGAGCCAUUAGUUCCCACAGUAAAUCUCUCUCGAGGCGGCUUAGUGCCCGCCUCAGAAUCGCGCAAUAAAGGUCACUGACCAAACCCUUGGGUAUUCACCUCUUUUUGACCCUGCGCCGCCUCCAAAAGGCUGCCCCCACAAAAUGCAGGGCCACAGACACUUCGCGGCUUCCAGCCUGAGGCUAUCUGGCUCCGAUC
Molecule: messenger RNA, 2302 nt
Organism: Acomys russatus (golden spiny mouse)
Lineage: Eukaryota; Metazoa; Chordata; Mammalia; Rodentia; Muridae
Gene: Odad3
Product: outer dynein arm docking complex subunit 3
Exons: 13
Coding region: 128-1924 (598 amino acids)
Biological process (GO): cilium movement; outer dynein arm assembly
Cellular component (GO): cilium
Source: RefSeq, a predicted model, not a curated record